Molecule: messenger RNA, 3317 nt
Organism: Culex quinquefasciatus (southern house mosquito)
Lineage: Eukaryota; Metazoa; Arthropoda; Insecta; Diptera; Culicidae
Exons: 9
Coding region: 893-3055 (720 amino acids)
Biological process (GO): nucleoside metabolic process
Molecular function (GO): catalytic activity
Source: RefSeq, a predicted model, not a curated record
UCGGACAUUAGUCAAGUGAGAAUCGUCGCGUUGUACGCACACCGCACCGCAUACUUGGAUGGACGCUGCUGCUAGCCAGUUGUUCUAGACGCGCGAGGCGUAACUUUUUAUUAUUAUCAAUUGAGGGCGCGAAGGAAGUUGAAAAACCCCCGCCAGAGACUUGUUUAUCUCUGGACUAACCUAGACUGGCGGAUGUAUUAUUGUUUACCGGUUAGAGUUAAUUCAUUCAUCAAACAGUGAACAAGUAGUGAGUGUGGUUUAUUGUUGUAUUUAAAACACAUCAUUCGCAAUACCGAGCAGUGUGGCGCCCUUUUGAAGGAAGCAUAUAUUUAAAUACCUAAAUUUUGUUACACUUUGCUGGCGGUGAUUUCGGUCGUUUUUCCUGCAUUUUAUUCGAAACGAGCGCGCGCUAGUGAGUGUUUGUAACGCGAAAGGAAGUUUAUUUUUAGCUGCGCAAAGUGAGUGAGUUGUGUGCAAGUCUGCAGCAGCAGCAGCACCAGCCGUCUGGAAAUUCGGGAAAUCGCCCACUGAGCGCACGAAAGUCGUGUGGAAAAAGGGCGCGCGCGCUGGCGAAUUGAGCUUGCUGUGCGCAAUCUCUCUAGUGUUGCGGAAAAUUGUUGAAAAUUAAGUCAGAUCUAGGUGACCGCGCGCUUUGGAAGAGCAUACACUAUCAGCGAGUUAUCGGCAAACAUACCAAGCCUGCUGUGGUAUUUGCCAAGUGAUAACAGAAGUGAAAUAUUUGUGGGUUUUUUCUUCUUCGAAUUUAUCACAGAGAUUGUGGUCGUUUCGAAAGUGUUGGUGUGAAUUGAUCGUUUCGGCAUUUUGAGUAUUCGGCGCAGUUGUGAUAUAUAGAUAAAACAUCUUCCCCGUCCUCCGGUUUCCUCCGUUGGCCAUGGAGUCUCCGGUUCCAGCGAGGAGCAUGCCUCCGCCACCCCCACCAAAGCCCCACAAAUCGCCGAUUCUGAACGGUGGAGGGGCUGACAAGGGACACAUCUACACUAACAUCAACAACAACAACGGACCGAUUCUUCCGCAAAACGGUAAAAGCAGUCUCACAGCGCCAUUCAGUGCCAGUAAUCCGUCGGUCCCGCCCGAGGACGAACAGGUCGUGAUGACACCGCGAGGAAAGACGGCCAACUCAACCGUGCUGCUUAUCGAGCGUAAGCUGGUGCAGCAGGUCGGGGACCGGACACACGUGGCCGGUGGUGACCAUCGGGGGAUCAUUAUCAACAAGGACACGUCCACAGAUCCCAAGCAAGAACGUCCCCCGGCCCAACUCAGCUUAGAGUUCCGUGUAUUUCUAGUCAGCGCCAAUACCGGCCAGCACUCGCAAGAGUCGCGCAAGCUGCGCUUCUGGUUCCGCGAGUGGAUCCAGGAGGGUGACGUCCAAGCCCACGUGGCGCAGGAUUUCUUCCGCGAGUUGGUCAGCCCGAAGGAGUUCCCUCGAGAUUAUGUUGGAUUCAUCAAGAAAAUCAUGAAACAGCUCCAGAAGGGCUACAACGAGAUCCAAGCCGUUGAGGUGGAAUUACGAAUACUGGAGCAAACUUCCGCGCCACCUUCCAGACCACCACGCCCCGGUUAUGUGAUAUUCUGCUAUGGAAAUUGUAAUAAAACGCUCCACUCUCCUAGUCGUUCUUGUUCGAAAGUGCUUGUAAGUUCCGGAGAGGAUGACGGUGGUGGUGGUGAUGGCCAUAGCAUACAUCCGUCUCCGGUUCACCCACCGCCCGCGACGGAACCUGAAAGUAUUCCCCCAACCGUUUCUUUCGAGGACUCCCAGUUCGAGGUCGUUCCGCUUACCCCUGAGAAGAUCCUGGAGCUGAUCGAACAGGCCUACCCCAAUCCAAUCACACCGGAGGACUUAUCCAAAGAUAAUGGUUGGGAGGAAGAAGAGGUGCUGCAAAUCAUGCUGCUACUUAAAGAACGUGGCCUCAUUAAAUCUAUGGAGUACAACUCGUUUACGCGUAUUCACCACGAUGAUAAGGAAAUCAAGAUCGUCAAGCAGAUGCCCACGAUUGCGUCCAAUAAGCAGCCAACGAUUGCCAUCAUUACCGCCCAGUACUGCGAAAAGCUGGCCGUCGAUGCAAUGCUCGAGAAUAAGGAAACCUUUGUCCGGUACACCACAGUCGGAACUUCACCAGAGACGCCAAUAAACGGGCUGCAGAGAAAUAGAAGAAGUAGAAGACGUUUUGGUGAAUCCAACGUGUACACCUUGGGUAACAUCGGUGCCCACCGGAUCGUUAGCACGAAGCUUCCGUCGAUUGGUAGUACACGCGAAGCCAUGACAGCGGCCGGAAAUACCACAACCCGCCUGCUGGGAACGUUCCAGAAGGUCGAUUACGUGUUCAUUGUUGGCCUUGCCGGCGGAAUUCCGCAUUACACCGAUUACAAAAAGCACGUGCGUCUGGGUGAUGUGGUGAUCGCAUCGAUAUCGGAGACUCAGAAAACUUCUCUGGAAGCUUUGGGUCAGCAAAAGGGUGGAAUCAAGCCGUACUGUUACGUUUACAGUAACCAGGGUGAGGUGAAAACUUACUACCCUCUCGAUGAUGGCUUGCAGGCGAUCGGUAAGACACUACAGCUGAACGACGAUGGCAAGAAGCCUUGGGAGGUGUACAUCAAGGAAGGAUUGAUCAACCUGAGCAACAAGAGCGACACCGAUUUCAGUCGUCCGGCACCGAACACAGACAAAUUGUACAUGAACAUCGGUAACAAGGAUGUGAUUGAGGUUGCCCACCCGAUAUCGCAGGACGAAGUGGAUGCAAUUCCGCAAACUCGACUCCACGUUGGUCCGAUUGGUUCGGGCUACGAUCUCAUCAAGUCCGACAGCUUGAGAACGGAAUACUCCCAGGAAUACGGUCUGGUGGCCACCGAUGUGGAAAUGAACUCGGUUCUCGAUAGUAUUGUCGGUAAUUGUCGAGACAGUUUCAUCCUGGUGAAGGGUGUAUCAGAUUACAAGGACGGAACGACAUCGAAGAAAUGGCAAAACUAUGCAUCUCUUGCCGCGGCCGCAGUUAUGAAAACAAUCAUUUGUGCAAUGGACGCACCGACUAAUGUUUAAUCUGCAUUUCGAUACGUAUGAAUAUCAACAUAAAAACACACCAGUCUGUUUCAAGUAUAGAAGUAAGCUAUAGCCAGCAACCGAUCUAGUUUCGUGACAAGAAGGUACCAAAAUAAUUAUUUUUAUUUUAUGUCGUAAGUGUUUUAUAUAUUUUUAAAACAUAAUUUAUUACCUAUCGCCGACAUUCUAGUGAUCAGCAGAAGAAGACUACGUGAGAUGAUUUAUUUGAAAUAAAUGAAUUUUAUUUAUUGGACGUAAUUAU